Molecule: messenger RNA, 822 nt
Organism: Ornithorhynchus anatinus (platypus)
Lineage: Eukaryota; Metazoa; Chordata; Mammalia; Monotremata; Ornithorhynchidae
Product: alpha-hemoglobin-stabilizing protein
Exons: 2
Coding region: 195-476 (93 amino acids)
Biological process (GO): erythrocyte differentiation; protein stabilization; protein folding
Cellular component (GO): cytoplasm
Molecular function (GO): hemoglobin binding
Source: RefSeq, a predicted model, not a curated record
CCAAGGAUCCGGAGGAUCACAGGCCUCCUUCCAGAGUAGAUUUGACUUCCAAGAAGGGAAAAAGGGGGCUGGGAUUAGCGAGGAUCAGAGCCUGGGGAAAUCACCAGAUCUGCAUUUGGGAAAGAGAAGGAAGGAAACAGAGGCUGGGAAACAAGGUGCCCAAGUUCCACCUCUUUCUUUUCCUGAACAGGAAGAUGACUCCCCUUCACUCUAACCAAGAUGUAAUUAACUCUGCAAUGGCGGCAUUUCAAGCAUUGCUGAAUCAGCAGGUCUUCUCCCCACAAAUUCCGAUCCCCAUGGAAGCUAUGAAAAUCAUAGUGAGAGACUGGAUAGAGUUCUACAUUUCCUACUUUGCUCCAAAGCUGAGAGGCGACCGGCAGGAGCGAGAGCGGGCCCAGGAGGAUUUGUGGGAAACGCUGCAGGCCAUAGCUCGCCCCUUCCUGGAUAAGUACAGAGACUUCCUCAAUGCACAGUAAACGCCUGCUGCUAGAAACUUCUAGACAUGGAGAUACCAAGACCAAAUCUGAAUUCUGCUCAACUGGGAUGGAUUUCUUUUUUAUAAAAGCCUAAGCCAACCCAACCCAAUACCCCAGGGAAAGUGAAUAGGGAUUGGCGGUCUUGGGAAAGCAUCAACUAGGGGAUUUCACUGCAUUUUGCUACUAGAUAAAAGGGUCUGCACUAUGGUAGGGGAAGGAAGCUGCCAGAAUGGGAAGGGGGAGAAGGAGAAGGACUGGGGGAGCCUUUUUUGAUACAGAUGGUUUCUGUUAAGCGCUUACUAAAUGCCAAGCACUGUACAAAGCGCCGGUGUGGAUACAAACUGUG